UCCACUGGGGAACGACCUGUGAGCCGCUAAAAAUAGGGAAUACUAUCGAAGACACCAUGACAGGUAAACAAGGAGCUGUGCUAUCGGAAACGUUGAAUAUAUCCAAAACGUCCUCUCUCGGUGCUAACAGAGGUAACAGCCUGCAUCAACAAUCAAAGAACAGCGCCACGCACCCUCCCAGAUGCACGGGAUUCGGGAUCCAGGAGAUUUUAGGGCUGAAUAAAGAGCCUUCGGUGGACCCGAGGAGCACCCUGCAGUCUCGGCCAGCUGGGGCGCACCUGCUUGCCGCCAGGUCAAUGCUUGGUACCGCUGGUGUAGGAGUUGGGAUGGGAUUAAUCGGGCCUGGAGGGAUUCCGUCGUUCUACAGCCAACCAGCGUUUUUGGAGGUCCUGCAGGACGCUCAGAACGUUCACCUGCAGCCCCACAACAGAACUGUGGGACCUCUGGACCACAGCCAGUCCGCCAGUUCGGACUCCGAAGAUCUUUCGUCGAACGAACGAAAACUCUCAAAGAACUCAUUAAGCCAGAGCAAGAAACGGAAGAAAAGACGGCACCGAACCAUAUUCACAUCUUACCAGCUCGAGGAGUUGGAGAAGGCCUUUAACGAAGCCCACUACCCUGAUGUGUAUGCACGGGAGAUGCUGGCUAUGAAAACAGAGCUUCCUGAGGACAGAAUACAGGUCUGGUUUCAGAACCGCAGGGCUAAAUGGAGGAAGAGGGAGAAGUGCUGGGGUCGCAGCAGUGUGAUGGCAGAGUAUGGGCUGUAUGGGGCCAUGGUCCGUCACUCCAUCCCCCUACCAGAUUCUAUCCUCAAGUCCGCCAAGGAUGGCAUCAUGGACUCUUGUGCCCCAUGGCUGCUUGUUCAAGAUGGCUUUCCAAUCAGCAGACGCUUUUCUAAAUCCGAAUACCCCCAAUUCUUUUCAGGGAUGCACAAAAAGUCCAUGGAGACCACAGUCAUCCAGCCAGCAGGGAAGUCUGACGGUUCCCAGCAGCCAGCCAUUCAGAGGGGAGAAGAAUGCGACGUGGAGGAGAAGAGGGUGGAGGGCAAGUCACCCAUCUCCAAAGAGGAACUGAGGGAGAACAGCAUCGCAGCACUCAGGGCAAAAGCACAGGAGCACAGUGCAAAGGUGCUUGGGACUGUUACAUGUGAGAGACCAGAGAGCAAAGUGGAGAGACAGGCAGCAGAGGAAACAUCUAGUGGCCCUUUGAGUCCACUGGAAGAGCCCAAGAGUCCAUAGACCCUCACUUUGUAAAGACUUUGCAGUGCCCUUGACUGUGCUCUAAACAUCUGUAUGGACUCAACUAGAUCGAUCAGUGUUAUUCAGUGUUCUCUGAGAGAUUUUUUACAUGUUAAACUCAUCCUAAAUCUCUAUUAUACUGUUUUAAAAUGACCUUCUUUAAACUGGUCUUCCCAUUGGAGAGAUAAAAUAACUGAAUUAGUCUCUUAUUGACUAAGAAAAACACCAAUGCACUUUCUGUCUUUCUUACCCCCCGACAUUCAUACAGAUAUUGUUGCUUACAGUGGGGAAAAAAAGUAUUUAGUCAGCCACCAAUUGUGCAAGUUCUCCCACUU
Molecule: messenger RNA, 1573 nt
Organism: Coregonus clupeaformis (lake whitefish)
Lineage: Eukaryota; Metazoa; Chordata; Actinopteri; Salmoniformes; Salmonidae
Product: visual system homeobox 2-like
Exons: 5
Coding region: 57-1238 (393 amino acids)
Biological process (GO): regulation of transcription by RNA polymerase II
Cellular component (GO): nucleus
Molecular function (GO): sequence-specific double-stranded DNA binding; DNA-binding transcription factor activity, RNA polymerase II-specific
Source: RefSeq, a predicted model, not a curated record